Molecule: messenger RNA, 3492 nt
Organism: Cladocopium goreaui
Lineage: Eukaryota; Dinophyceae; Suessiales; Symbiodiniaceae
Source: the annotation of a GenBank genome assembly
AUGCUUUUACUUGAGCAAUGUGAGCAGCUGUCACUCAAUGGUGAUAGUGCUUUGCUGUCCAAAGCUGCGUUUCGAUUUCAGAGGGAUGCGGUAACACCUGCUCAGCUGUGGUGGCGCCUGGACCUUCUGCAUGAGAAGUUGAUCAGCAAGGGAGAAAAGAGAAAGUUAUACAGAUGGGUUUGCUUUUUGAAAGAUGCAGUUAGUCAAACAAAGCUUUUGUCCGGGAAUGAUGUGUGCAAAUGGCUGCACAUGAGAAGUUCCGACCUUCCGCACAAUGCAUUGCCACACCAUGUUGCUACAUCUACAGGCCUGAUUGCUUUCAUUGCUUUUGUUUUGCGAGACGGCCGAACUUCGUCAAUCAUUGACUUUUGUCGGAGUUUACUUGCAAACAUUUGUGCUCGUGCAGUUGCUCACUUGACUGGGCCAGUCGAAAUCAUCAUCGGUGAUGACAUUGCGCCUCUUCGUGUUUUACCUGGCGGCUUAGUGCAAGGCUUGGCCGAUGCAAUUUCAAGCAGGCACGCGAUGGUGUGGCAGACGUGGCAAAACGAAUGGCUGGCCAUGCAUGAGCAGCAAGAGCUUUCCUCUCUGCCAGAUGACGCUUCACUUCUCCUGACUGAUCUUGUGAAAUUCUCUUUUGAAAUCGACAGAAGGAGAAGGUCGACAAACAAACACAUUUGGCCACGUGAUAGCCAGACAGGGAUGACCCUUCACAGUGUGUUGAAAGGGUUGGUUGUGUUCCUGAGUCAUCAUUUGGAUGACUUUGUCUUGAACUACUUUGUUCAUGAGCAUGACUGUUCCGAAGCUGUGCCCUCGAGACGUCGUUCCAAUGGCGGUGGAGAGGUUGCCAAGCGGAUUCAAAUGUCAGCUGACACCAUUUUUGAAAUCAUCCAGGAUGCAAAAGAUUCUGGCCUGUCGAUGCGGGAGGCUGUCAAUUUUUUGAAACGCAGUGGCAGGUUAUCAGCUGCUGCUGGCACUCAUCCCAACGCUACUGAUGCUUGGAUGAGAAGACAUCAAAAAAUAUACGAUGACCGAGCUGUGAUUGCAUUCGCAGGGACCAAUCAUCUGAACCUGAUUGCCGACGGCUCCAAGCAUGCGGGGAAAGAAGUUCUUGUGACAGUUGCGUACUCCUGGGAGAACAAUACAGCCGCAUUUGCUCCUGUCCAGGUCAUAAUGCCGCUGGACGAUAUCGCCCCUGGUGAGAUGGAUUUGACAAGCCUCAUUGAGAAGCUCGCCAAGGAGAACAAAUUGCAGCGUGUUGCAUCCUACCGUCAUCUGCAAGCGGUGAGCCACCAGGUGAACUUACUGACAGCAGGCUUUCAUGAGGACAAGUUGCGGCUCCUGGAUGUGAUGAUGAGCAGGGAAGACCCUGAGUCCUGUGCCCUUUUUCACGAUUGCUGGGAAACGAUCCGAGAUGACCUUGGUAUGCCCUCAUUCUCAACGAUGCAUGAUGUUUGGCGAAAACUCCCAACAGGUGAUGCUUUUCAGUCCAAGGGAACUCUUCCCAAGCUGAGCAGAUGGUUCAGCUGGAACCAAUCAUGUGAGGAGCAGCUGCCAUCGUGGAACAUCUUGAAGUUGGUGCUGAAGUACCAUUUCUGGGAAAAAGACAUCGACCCAGAUGUUGCUGCUCAGAAACGUGAGCUCGCUGCGAUUGCCCAGAUGGAUGAUCCGAAGGAAGAAGAGAAAGUGAAUGUUCGGAAGCAGUUUUCGCUUCUCAAGGAAAAGCUGGGAGGGGGGCUCAAACUGGCUCUCUACUGCCUUUCUGAUCGCCUGUGGCAACAAGUUCAAAUACUCCAAAUGGUCAGUCGGCCAACUUGGACUUGGUACAGCGCAUCGGUUCGAAACAUGAAGAACAGUCAAGACCAUGUUGAGCGGCUGAUGGCAUUGGCCCAGUACUGGCAGCAAGAUGAGCAUCUGCAGAGUACUGCAGCUGUGCCAACCGCCAAAAGCCCAGAACUGCUGAACUUACUUCAUAGACAGGAGUUUGCGAGUUUCACAGAUACGGCAGAGAAGACAUUUGACCUCACGACGCAUCUCCUCAUGCACCGCACAUGGAGUUUGAGUCGCGCAAGUGCGCCGCCUGACUGCUAUUCAGAACUCUUGCACCCUGACAUGCAGAAGAAGCAGGCCGCUGCGGACAUGAUGAAGCAAGACCACCAGGCUCUUCUGCAAUUGGAACAGUGUCUGGCUGAUUCCGGGAAGGCAAUGCAGCUUUUGGAGGACCUGAAUCAGGUAUUCACGCCGCCUGUGCGACUGAUGAUGCUUGCCUAUGAAGAAGAUUUUUACAGAUGCGAUUCUCAAGCUGGAGGGCAUCUUCUAAGUGGUCUUGUCUGCACAUUACCGGGCAACAAGAUCAUUGAAGAUCUUCACAGUGUUCUGCGCAACGAUUCAAAGUCACAAAAGACGAGGCGCCAAACACUGCACAACAUGAUGGAACUGGUCACGCAGUCGAAGCAGCUGUCAAGCCGCGACAUUGUGCACAAGCCAAAGGUCGACAAGGCUGUGUUCCUACAGGCUUUCCCACGAACGCCUGACCGAAAGCGCAAGCGCUGUUUUGCUCGAAACCACAAACUGCCCGAAUCCUGGUCUACAGUGAUGGGCCGGAAGCAGUGGUCUACAAUCUCUGAAGAGGUGCUUCACAGAGGCUUUGCAGCGCUGGCUUUCCUCCAGGCUUACACUUCGGAACGAAUGGGUGAGCAAGGGCUUCGACUAGCAGAGGGCCGGUUAUCAAAAUUUGCAGUGCAGCUUCAGUUCCUGCAGCAGGUCGACACUGGCUAUGUCGGUUUUUGUCUUGGCAAUGCUUGCUGGGGAUGCCUCAUGUGGCCCGUUUUGGAGUUUCAUGAUGAAGAUUCAGGUUUUACUGGCUACUAUUUGUCGCCAACUGGUGAAGCUCACUGGAAAUUUCUUGUAAACCCAAUGGAUUGGAUGGUGGUGAGCGCCAGCGCUCAAGUUUUCAACGACCAAAUCUUUAUGGUGAUGAAGAGCAAGGAGACAUUGCUUCGAUUUUUCUUUGCAGACGUUUCCUUGCACAAAAAUGUGACAGUGGCAGACUUGCAAAUCCUUGGUGGCUUUUUCAAGCUUGAUGUUGAAGAGACAAAGAGGUUGAAGCGAGUGGACUUGAUCCACAAACUUGUAGAUGUGAUUGGGGGCCGAGAUGUAGAUUUCAUCAAUGCAAUCAAGUCCGCUAUGCAGAAGCCGGAGAAGCCUCAAAAGCAAAUUGGAGAUGAGUUAGACGAACUCAUUUUGGGAGAGCUGCCAGCCGAAGACCAGGAUGACUUCAAGUUGGUUGCCCAAGUGAUUGAGAGCAAACAGAAAUCAGGCUGGAGCUUAGUCGAAUCUCAAUGGAAAAAGGCUAUGGCGAAAAAGAAGCCAAGGGCCAAGGGAAAGGCCAAGGCGAAACCCAAGGCGAAACCCAAGGCCAAGGCCAUUGGAAAAUUCGGGCGAAAAGGAAAGGCUUCGGACAUGGCCGAUGACAAGGCAGCACUGUGGUUUUGA